This is a messenger RNA of Suillus paluster, 2268 nucleotides long. RefSeq lists its product as uncharacterized. The record is from RefSeq and is a predicted model, not a curated record. Lineage: Eukaryota; Fungi; Basidiomycota; Agaricomycetes; Boletales; Suillaceae. The coding region runs from base 1 to 2268 and encodes 755 amino acids. The transcript has 8 exons. Gene Ontology annotation, biological process: protein monoubiquitination; protein polyubiquitination. Gene Ontology annotation, molecular function: ubiquitin protein ligase activity.
AUGACCUCUAGCCCUAGGCUUAGCUCCAAGCGCAUCAAACUCGAGUCGUCUCCUUCAACUCCGCGAUUAUCAAACGAUGCUUCGACUUUGAAUGACGAAGACCUCGGUGAUGAUCACUGUGUCAUUUGUCUGCAACCUUUAGUAGACCGAACUGUCAUCCCUACCUGCUCCCAUGAGUUUUGCUUUGAGUGCAUCUCGAUUUGGGCAGAGCAAUCGCGAAAGUGUCCCCUGUGCUCUCAAUUGAUUGGUGAAUAUAUUAUCCAUCAUAUCCGCUCACAGUUCGACUAUCAAAAGCACUAUUUGCCACCACCACGUUCCUCGUCACCCCAGCUCCUCCCCGACAGUGAUCGUCAUGAUGCUGAUGAACUCGAACGAGCGAUCGCCAAAAGACGUUGGAUAUACCAGAAUCAUCUUUAUGCCAAGCAUGUCGCGUCGAACUCUUUCACCCGAUACCGUCCUUACCCCAGCCCAGCCCAGUUCGCAGCAUCUCUAGACAUGAUGAGUCGGGCCACCAUCUUUCUACGUCGUGAACUGCGUGUCUGGCCGAAUCUUGAUGUCGAGUUUCUCACAACGUUCAUAAUUUCUCUCAUGAAAUCGAUAGACAUACGAGCUGAAUCCUCUAUCAAACUUCUCGCCGAGUUCCUAGACCUUGAUACUUCCUACAUCGAGGGUCAGAGGCAUCCAAACGCUGAACAUUUUGCACAUGAAAUUUACUGUUAUAUACGGAGUGGCCGUGACCUAUCAAUUUAUGACACUCUAGUUCAGAUCCUCCUCCCCUUGAGCAGGAAAGAGAUAACCGGUGGUGUUACGAGCCCCGUUCUCGAUCCCGGUCUCCUCAUCACCGUCAUCACCGGUCCCAAACUCGAUCUCGAUCUCCGUUAUCUCGACCUUCUUCCUCAACCCUGCGUCCCGAGCACAGAAGAUCUCCUUCCGCGGUCUACCGUCCGGAGAACUCUUCAGAUCAUCUCUCCUCAAAUCGCAGACAUCGCCGACGAAAAUCUCCUUGACGACGCGCAGGAGCAGCUGAUGAACAAAUCUGCAAAGGUGAAAGGAAAAGAGCCGGAACGUAAUCACACACCUCUGCGGGGCGGGAGUGAGCAUUACUCGAGUAGCACGCCGCCACGCACAUCCGUUGAAUUCGUACCGAACGCUGUUGUCGAACCCCAACAGAUAGCGGAAUCAUAUACCUCCGGAAAUAAGAAGCUCAGUACACCUCCUGUAGAGUCCGGUCCUAAACACACCCUUGUUGCCCCCGCAUCCAAGGCGCCAGUUCAUGUUCCAGUGGACAUCAAAAUGAUUGACGUCAAUCCAGAGCCUGCAGCUUCUACAUCACGUAAGCGCCCAAGCACGCUCGGUCGUCCCCCUCGAAACCGUACGUUGCUAGCAUCAGUCCAGGCCCACCUCUCCCAACCCACAACAUCGCGAUCAAAGCAUCACGCAAACACAAAUGCGCGGAAAAACGAGGCCACCCCUCAAUAUUUGCCCCAUCCAUCACGACCAGCCCGAGAUACCCGUGAUGGUGGUGGUGGUGAUACACCUGCCCUUCUUUCGCGAUUGCCUAGCCCCCCCUCCAACGCGCCGCCCGCUUCUUUAUCUUCACAUUCUUCUCUCGGGCGGCGCUCAGAUGCAUCCACGCCUCUCGGGGGAGAAAAUACACCGGCGGUAGGAAACCAAGGUCUUGAAAGAGUCCGAAGCUUGUCUGCCGAUCCCAUCACUAAAGGUACCGAUGAAGAGAAUUUGUUUGCAGGAGGGAAAGUUGUGGUUCGUCCGUGCAGUACGCCAAACGAAGGCACAAAUAAAAACAGAACCAAAGAAGAACAGCAACAUACUAUUACCAAUGCAACUUCGCCGUCUUCUAUCAUCGCUGGCGUGUAUCAUGCCUCUCUAUCACGACGAGCGCCAAACCCAAACCCUAUUUCAUCGCCGCACAACUCUAAUCAUGUUGAUUUCCUUUGGGAUGUGGCGGAGCAUAGCCGGCGUGGCAAUCAAGAAGUCGCGACAUGUACAUAUGCGAACAAAAUAACCGCACCUUCGGUACAUACUUCCACGGAUAUGCGGGUAGUGCUCUUGCAGAGACUUGAAGAGGAGCAACAACUCGCUCAGAGAGACGCGUCGACCUCCACCUCACACUCUACGUCGCCCCCAACGACGAGUCCCCUUGGUGAAGAAACUUCUGCGCUAGAGACGAGGCUGCGAACACGGGCUCUACUGCGCGUUCGUCUCGCGGCGAUCAAAAACGCUUCAAAUACAACUCUGGUUGAAACAUAA